AUGGCAGCUGUAUCAAUUGAAAUGCGUUCCCUGAUGGAAGGAGGUUCAAGUACUGAACAAAUUGACGAGGCCAGGCUGUAUAUACGGAACCUUCCCAGUCAUGUAGCAAGACAUACAACAUCGACUGUUAUGAGAAACCAAGUUACAACAAGACGAAAAAGCCGUGGGACUUCUGUAAAACGAUCGGGGGCGCUGAGAAGACAAGGUAAACGCGAUGAUACCCCGACCACGGCUUGGAGCAGCGAUGGUGAUCAGGAGCCAACGGCAGGACCGAUUUCAUCGACUGAUGAAGAAGUGUUGGAGAAUGUCGACUUUAAGGCUGUUCCGCUACCCAUGUCUCUUAGACGACGAUAUAAGCAGUCACUUAGGGCAAGGGCUCCUAGGAGAGUUUCAGGGUGGAAAGUUUUUAUAUUGAACGUGGCAAUGGGAUGGAAGCACUUCCAGACCGGUCUCAAAGAAUGCAUUUAUUCUCUCGAAUUGUGGCGAGGUCAUCUUAAAGACAUUGAAGGGCAAUUUGGAAGCGGGGUGGUUUCGUAUUUCGUUUUCCUUCGCUGGCUCAUGUUUCUGAAUUUAUUUGUGUUUCUGAUCGAAUUUGGAUUUGUUUCCCUACCAACACUGUUGAUUUGUACAGACGCGGGCAGUGACAGCGCAAUUAAUGUAACGAGCUGUAAAUAUGAGGUUAAUUAUGCGGCCAAAAAUGGCUCAGACGACUCGACAGGUAACAGCUUUUCAACAAUGGUGUUAGACUUUAUCACUGGUCAGGGAUGGAUUAGUAACACUAUCAUGUUUUACAGCAGCUAUCCCUCUGAUGCUAUUGUAUCUCAAGAGGGAGUCAGAUACCAUUUACCAUUAGCAUACCUUCUAACGGGUGGAGCUUACUUUCUCUCUUGCCUUGUGAUAAUGAUACACAGCGCAUCCAUUGGGCUAAAGGAGAGUUACAUUAACAGCGAGGGCGUUUUCAAUUCCUCUUGCAACCGUUUGUUUUCCGCUUGGGACUACUGCAUCUCUGAGAAGAGCGCCGCGAUGCACAAGAAGCAGAUGACCGUGCAGGAUAUUCGCUUCGAAUUAGAAGAAGAGGCAAGAUUACUUCGAGUGCAAAAGAGGUCUAGAAAACAGAAAAUGGUGCUCUAUGGGACGAGGACUGUCAUCAACUUGUUUAUAGUUCCGGCCUUGUGGUAUGUUUCAUUUGUACUCGUGGUUGGAGUUAUCAUUGGCAAGAAAGUUACAGAGGAAGGACGCAGUAAGGUUGAGCAGAUGCUUAUAAGGUAAUGAUAAUCAUUACUACAUAGAUUUUUACCCAAGGCUAAAAGCGCAGCUCUCGUUAAUAUCUCAAGCAAAAAUAAAAUUGUUUAUAACGGCGACGGCAACAAGAACGGCGCAAAAACAAAACAAAGCAAAGCAAAAAAAAUAGACUUUGUAAAAGUCCUUUAUUUUUUUUCCUGACUUCGUCGCUCGCUCGCUCACUGCGCGACCUCAUGCUUUAAAGCUCGCUCCGCUCACUUUUAAGAACUUAUGAGAGGUCGACUUGUAGCAAGUCUAGCGAAACAACAGCAAAAAAAAAAUUGCUCUAAUUAGCAAAAAGACAACUUUGCACGUGCAGCACAAUUUUUUUGUAAAUUUUUUUGCGGCUGCCUAGUUUAACCAGGAAGUUUUACGACGUAGUCUAAUAGACGUUUUAUGGAGUAUGUUCCUGUCUUUUUUUCCACUACCGCUUAUUCUCACCUUGGUGGCCGCUAGCAUUCAGUCUCAUUUUCUCACCGCCGCUAUAAAAUUCUCAUGUGUCUCUUCCAACGAAAUUAGUCUUCUUUUGUUUUUUGUCUCUCACUCGCUCUAGCUCCAUCUUUGCUACCCACGUCUGUGUAGACACUGAAAUUUAGUCGAAAAACAACUCUACUUUGUUGUCGUUUUUCCCUCUAAAAGUCCGGGCGGCCAUGUGAUUUACGUGAAUUUCAUCCCAGCUCACGUGAAUGGGUGGACACGGGACGUACGUACGGAGGAUUUUAUCAGAACCCAAAUUUCUUGGAUGUACUCUCGCCGUUCUCAUCUCCUACUUCCUAUUUUGUCCCAAAAUCGAUAUUUUUGUAAUAUAGGAGUACUAAGAAACAUGAUCAGGAAAAAAUUGGGGGAAACAAAAAUUCCUGAAUUUUGCAGGCAUUUUCACGAGAAAACGUUGUUUAAUUUAUUUCUAAACUAUAUAACUGUAAAAAGUUCAUCCUAAAGAAACCCCAGGAUCUUAAGAAUUGCUAUUACAACUGCGUGAUCAUAUCUUCAUUUAAAGAGGCUGUGUCUCGCUACUUGCUAAAGUCGUUUUCAAAAACUGAAAAAAAUUUUGGCAUUAAUUUAAUUCCAUAAACAGUGCCUCAGUUUUGUUACCUCAUCACUUAUUUUCUCGUGAAUUUAAUUCGCGAAUUUGGAAUAUAAAUAUUUCGCGGUACUCAAAUUUCGCGAUUCUGACGAAUCAUCGUUUUUCAAGGUAAUUACAUUUCGCGACUGUCAAGUACACUGGUGCUCGUUUUUUACACUUCCAUUUCCAUAAUGAAAUAGAAACGCAAUAAGCAACGGCCGAAAUGUUCAACAAUGUCAGCAACAUAACAUCUUUUAAAAGUACACUGAUAUGAGCAACCAAGGCACCAAUCAUUCAGCAAGAUUAAUCAGAUGAUGAGGAAUAAGGACAUGCGUUGAACUUAAAUUUGAGCCAUCCUACUCGAAUGUACUCCUUGCAGACGGAAAACGUAAAUAAAGGUUUUUUAUAUAUAGGUCACUAAACUUCGCGUCUUUAAUUUCGCGAAUUUUUUUUUAAUUCGCGAAAAUUAAGCCUCGCGAAAAUAAGUGAUAAGAAGGUAUUAGACUAUAUUUAGGCAUAGAAACUGUUUUCUGUCGACUGGUAAGGAUGGACGACACGUGGAUUGAAACUUGAAAGAGUUGGCCAACUCAAUAUUUCAAGUUUUAAUGCUAUUCCUGCUAAAAAUCUUCCAAAAAUUUUUUAUGGUAAGUUCUCCCUGAUGAAAUUUGUUUAAAAUACCUUCGUCAUAACUCUACAGAAACCUUUGUUGUAUUGGUAAAGGCAACAAGCAAUGACUUACCAGCGCAAUUGGCCCUAUAAUAUACAACUAUCCCCGAAGGGGAGUUGAAUAGUGGUGAAAAAAUAUACCGAGACGCGAAGCGUCGAGGUGAAUAUGUAGCGCUGUUUACCGACCUGAGAGGAAUAGUUGUUUUAGUGUAUACCAAAUCAGUGGGAUAAAAAUGGAAAAAAAGUAACUUUUUGUAAAUUAAAAACGUCACUUUAUAGUUAGUAGGAAGUUUGUUUACAGUUUACAAAGAUUUCAGAGAUUUUGUCAAGUGCAUUUCUACGAUUUUGUUUAAAAAAUAGUUUUCUACCUACCAGUAAACACCGACAAGGUAAAGUUCGUCGCUUUCUUGGUUUUUGUUUGUACGACUGCUUCAUUUAUCGCUCAAAUUUCGUCUUCCGAAAAUGUCUCGAAACGAGACGCCAUCUUGGCUCCGGUCGCAAAACAGUGAACAGCCAAGGAUAUUCCAAGUUAUGGGAGCCAGCAAUCACAACUCGCGAAAAGUGCUAUUCACUGAUUGGUAAAUAUUCAAACAGAAUAUCAGGCUCAUGACAUAGCUCCUUUAUAUUUGUAUUUCCAGAGUUCACAUGAUUUAUCAUCUUCAGUAUUUAUUAGAUUAUAUACGUUUUUCACGGAUAACAAAAGGUUCUUUGGAAAAGAUCAAUCUACGACAAUUGUGGUUUUAAUAUUGUGCCCGCCGCUCUCGUUCUUAAUACUACGUAUACGAAGAUGUUUCGCCUAUGUGAGUGACAUAUUUGCAUAUAGCAUUGCCAAAGAAAACUGGUGCCUACUCUACGCAUAUCCACGAGUUAAAAGGGAUAUAAACUCGGGCAAAAAAAGACACUUUUAUGCUUAUUGUGGAACAGAAAGUUGUUCUAAAGACGAAGUAACAUAUCUGCCUCAAUCACUUAGCUUUCAGUUGCAAUACAGUAGACGAAAUGUUAAUGUGAAGUAUGAGUUUUGUUUUUUGAAGAGGAAAGCAUCGCAAGGCCUUUUUAAAAAGGCAAUAAACAAUUAUAUAUUUUCUCCUAGUUUAUCUAUAGUGCGAGCUAAAUUCUUUGCCCUUUUUUGACUUUUUCUGCCCUUUUGCAACAGGGAAAAUUCUAAUACUUAUAUCGGCAUCUUUAUUUUUAUAGGUCUUCUCUGUCUCUGGCCAUCACGAUCCCUAAUCUUAUUCUGCCCCCGCUUUUCGAGUUUCUGUCCAUGUUUGAAGACUGGGGUCCAAAGUUUGAGCUGGGGCUUAAUCUGCUGAGACGAAUCCUUGUCAAGCUUCCUUCGGUUGCAGUACUGAUGAUCCUGUUGUAUAAAGAUCUUAACGAUCGUAUACAGGACAGCGAGAGUUUGUCCUCCCAUUGCCAACAGUGCUGGGAAAACGAGAUCGCGGCGCAGAUGUACAUGCUGGUGUGGGUGGAUUUUUUCGUGGUAUUAUUGAUCACCCUCGGACUUGAGACUCUACGGAAGUUUUUAUGCAAGAAAUGCAGAUGCCUUAGGGAGAAAGUUGGUAUUACCGAGUUCGACAUCUCUCAGAAUGUCAUUGACCUCGCCUACGGUCAGUGCCUUAUUCUUAUUGGCACGUUCUUCAGCCCCAUUCUUCCAAUCUUAGGGGUCCUGAAAAUGAUCGUGUUCUUCUACAUAAAGAAAGUGAGUCUUUUUUAUAACAAUCGCCUGCCAGACAAACCCGUUCAAGGCGCAAGGCUAAGUUCGAUUUUUGCCCUUCUAUUGCUCCUCACGUUUUUCAUGUGUAUUGGUCUUGUUGGAUGGGGCGUAACCAGAGUACCAACCUCUUUCUGUGGUCCAUUCAAGAACAAGGAAUGCGACGCCAAUAGGUUCAUUAUUGACGAGCUUUCAUCUGCUGUGUCAAGCUGGCCUGGGUGGAUUCACAAGACAUUACGGUUUAUGCGUUCAGCGGCAUUUCUCCUACCCGUGUUAGUUCUGGUAAUCUCUCUCGUGUUUUACUAUAGAUCCAUGACGCAAGAGCACAGCCGUGUGAUUUCCAAGUUGAAGUAUCAUCUUGCUUUGGAAGGUAAAGCAAAGAAGCUUCUUCUUUUAAAGCUGCUUUCGUCCCGUGAAGAGAAAACUGAGGAACAGGAAAGUGUAAAAUAUAACGAAGACGACAUUCUACUCAUGUCUUUGGCUUUCUAA
Porites lobata is the source of this 5210-nucleotide messenger RNA. The record is from the annotation of a GenBank genome assembly. NCBI's taxonomy places the organism in Eukaryota, Metazoa, Cnidaria, Anthozoa, Scleractinia, Poritidae.